AUGGGCCGCGGUCUGAAGAACGCCGUCAUCAUCUCGCACCCAGGACCCCUCGGGAUAUCUGUGGCCCACGGCGAGUUCAAGCUGCUGCCCAAGCCCGGCGCGGAGGGCAUGUACGUGGUGGGCUACGAGGACAAGUCCUCCAACGGCAGCGGUUUGAGGGCGCCGGGGGCCGAGGAGAAGACGAAGUGCGAGAAGGGCAAGGUGACCGAGGUGCUGGACGGCGGGAGCGUGGUGGUGCCUUGGAAGGCCGGGGCCAAGGACAAGACGCCGCCCACCAGCGCGGUGGUGAGCUACGUGCGAUAA
Prorocentrum cordatum is the source of this 303-nucleotide messenger RNA. Lineage: Eukaryota; Dinophyceae; Prorocentrales; Prorocentraceae. The record is from the annotation of a GenBank genome assembly.